AUCACCAACUGACGUCUCGCGCCCUCCCCUCGCGACAGUCAAAUCAAAGCGACUCGGCGGCCAGAGAGGCACGCGCGUCUUCCUCCUCCUCUCCGGCAAAGUUAACGACCACGAGAAGAAGAAAAAAACACACACAGCAGAAAAAGAAAAAGAAAAAUGGACGAAAAGGCGUUUACGAAAGAACUCGAUACGUGGAUCGAGCAGCUCAACGAAUGCAAGCAGCUGUCGGAGGGACAAGUAAAAUCACUGUGUGAAAAGGCGAAGGAGAUCCUCACCAAGGAGUCGAACGUCCAGGAGGUGAGAUGUCCGGUGACGGUGUGCGGCGACGUGCACGGCCAGUUCCACGACCUCAUGGAGCUGUUCAAGAUCGGAGGGAAGUCUCCCGACACAAACUACCUGUUCAUGGGCGACUACGUGGACAGAGGGUACUACUCCGUGGAGACGGUCUCUUUGCUCGUAUCGCUCAAGGUCCGCUACCGGGAGCGCAUCACGAUCCUGAGAGGGAACCACGAGAGCAGGCAGAUCACACAAGUCUACGGCUUCUACGACGAGUGCCUACGAAAAUACGGCAACGCCAACGUUUGGAAGUACUUCACAGACCUGUUCGAUUACCUCCCCCUCACCGCCUUGGUAGACUCUCAGAUCUUCUGCCUUCACGGAGGCCUGUCGCCGUCCAUAGAUACUCUGGAUCACAUCAGAGCGCUGGACCGCUUACAGGAAGUGCCACAUGAGGGUCCCAUGUGCGACCUCCUGUGGUCCGACCCCGACGACCGCGGCGGCUGGGGCAUCUCCCCUCGAGGGGCCGGCUACACCUUCGGUCAGGACAUCUCGGAGACGUUCAACCACGCCAACCGCCUCACGCUGGUGUCCCGGGCCCACCAGCUGGUCAUGGAGGGUUACAACUGGUGCCACGAGAGGAACGUGGUGACGAUAUUCAGCGCUCCCAACUACUGCUACCGCUGUGGCAACCAGGCGGCCAUCAUGGAACUAGACGACACCCUCAAAUACUCGUUUUUGCAGUUCGACCCGGCGCCUCGCAGAGGGGAGCCCCACGUCACCCGCCGCACCCCCGAUUACUUCCUGUAACCUUUUGACCUUUCCUGACCCCUGUAAAGUCAGGUCCGGUAUUGCCAUGAUGGAUGACCUUCAACCAGGACAAGGACAGUGUGGUGGGGGGGGGGGGGAGGGGGCUACACAGCAGUGCACAUUGUAUAUCCACACAAAGAGCUAUUUAAGCAUUUAGCAACAAAAACAAACGUCUGUGCGUCUCUGGACCAAAAGGUGCGUGACAAUAAUCACAACAAUAUUCGUUGCUGAGAACGUGUAUUUUAAAAACAGCAGUCCCCCCCCCCCCCCCCCCCCACACACACACACACACACACACAUGCCAUGGCUUAUAUCUAGAAGAUCUGAACUUGAUCUGUUUGCACUUUUGUAAAGUUUAACAAAUGUAACAUAUGUCAAAAGAUGAAAAUUAUUUCACACUAAAGAAGUUUUUUUUUUUUCUUGUUUUUUUUUGAUUUUUGAGACUUUUUUUUUUUUUUUUAAGAUGAACAAGAAAAGCCCCCAUCGGGCAAAGUGUUUCUUUGUCCCGUGUCAGUGGGGAGGAACGCCUUUCCCACGCAGCUCGGUGUACACUAACGAGUUUAUUCUGAGUGUUAACCAAACAUUUGAAUAAUAAAGACGAAGGUGGCUCCUGA
This is a messenger RNA of Cyclopterus lumpus (lumpfish), 1700 nucleotides long. It is a transcript of the gene ppp2cab, whose product is annotated as protein phosphatase 2 catalytic subunit alpha b. Gene Ontology annotation, molecular function: protein serine/threonine phosphatase activity. The record is from RefSeq and is a predicted model, not a curated record. Gene Ontology annotation, cellular component: cytosol. Gene Ontology annotation, biological process: mitotic cell cycle; peptidyl-serine dephosphorylation. Lineage: Eukaryota; Metazoa; Chordata; Actinopteri; Perciformes; Cyclopteridae. Bases 157 to 1086 code for a protein of 309 amino acids. The transcript is spliced from 7 exons.